AUGUUCAGCACACUCAAGAAGAUCAUCAGGGGUCCUGGGGUGGGUCCUACCCCAGCCCCAGCCCCAGCUUCAGCACCGGCUCCAACUCCAGCUCCAACUCAAGCCCCAGCUUCAGACGAAAAGCCUGCAGUGAAUAACAAUGAGCCCAAGAAAGAGGAUAAAGAGGAAAAAGCCCCUGCCCCAGCACCUGCCCCUGCACCUGCCCCAAAACCAGAGCAGAAGCCAGCUGACCCUGCAAACGGCCAGCCGCCAGCUGAAGGGGAAGAAGCAGCACCGUCUCCACCAUGUCCAAUUGUAAUAAACAAAUAUUCAGAUACUCAACUUCGAGAAAUAAUCAAACGGAUGCGGGAAAGAACACUAGUGUACAAGGAGAAAAUCACAGACCCCUAUGCAUCCUCCCCAGAGCGCAGCCCUCCAGUCACACCUGUUCUGAGAAAAAAGGAUUUCUUGAAAAAGCAAGAGGAGGAGAAGAAAAGAAAAGAGGAAGAGGAGAGAAUCAAAAAGGAGGAGGAGGCUAAGAAAGCUGCAGAAGCAGCUGAGAAAAAGAAAGAAGAAAAGAAAGAAGAGAAGAAGGAAGAGAAGAAGGAAGAAAAGAAGGAAGAGAAAAAGAAAGAUGACAAGAAACCAGAAGCCGCUCCAGAAAAGGAGGAGAACAAGUCAAAAAUCAAAUGCACUUGUAUAGAAACUCUAUUGAAGCCCAUUGAAGACAGGAUGGAUAAAGUCCUGGGCACAUCCAUAGAUCCAUUCACAGAUCGCCGGUACAUCACUUGGCUUAGCGUUGUGACGAUCGCCUUCAACUACAACCUCUGGUUCAUACCGAUUCGCAUGGCCUUCCCCUAUCACACCCCUGGCGCUAUUCCUCUAUGGGUUACCUUAGAUGUCACAGCCGACCUCAUCUACAUCAUCGACAUGGUCAUUUUUCAGCCACGACUCCAGUUCUGCAAGGGUGGAGACAUCGUUUAUGACAGAACUGUAAUUAAGAAGAACUACAGAGAGUCCUCAAAAUUUCAGCAUGCCCUGCUGUCUAUCAUGCCAUUGGAAUUGCUGUAUAUUCCGUUUGGAUUCCAGUCUGUCUUCAGAGCCAACCGCAUCAUGAGGUUUGAGGCCUUUUUUGAGUUCAGUGAUCGACUCGAGGGCAUCAUGACAAAGGCCUACAUCUGGCGAGUAAUUCGUACCAUUGGAUAUCUCCUGUUCAUCCUCCAUCUCAACUCCUGCCUUUACUAUGUGGCAUCUGCCUACCAGGGCAUUGGCAAAACCAAGUGGGUCUACAGCGGUGAAGGCAGCGCCUACCUGAGAUGUUUCUUCUACUCUGAGAAAUCCCUGUUGAUGAUCGCAGAACUACCUUUUCCAGACACCUUAUUCGGUCAAAUCUUUCAGAUGACCAACUAUUUUUUUGGUGCAUUUUUUUUGUCCAUCGUUCUUGGUCAGAUGAGAGAUGUCAUUGGGGCAGCCACUGCUGGUCAAACAUAUUUCCGAGCCUCUAUGGAUGGGUGUGUGGCCUACAUGGUGACAAAUCGUAUUCCAAAGCUGGUACAGCAUAGAGUGCGUACAUGGUACAACUACACUUGGGAUUCACAGGGCAUGCUGGAUGAGUCAGAGUUGCUGGAGCAAAUGCCUCUCGUGAUGAGAACAGCCAUCGCUGUGGAUAUCAACCUCGCCACUUUCCAGAAGAUUGACCUGUUUAAGGGAUGUGAUAACCAGAUGCUUGUGGACAUGUUACUGAGGCUGAAGUCCAUUGUGUAUCUGCCUGGAGACUUUGUAUGUAAGAAGGGUGACAUUGGUAAGGAAAUGUACAUCAUCAAGGCUGGAGAGGUGCAGGUGAUCGGUGGGCCCGACAACAAGAUUGUAUUUGUGACGCUGAAGGCAGGAUGUGUGUUUGGAGAGAUCAGUCUUCUACAGUCCUCAGCUAACGGAGGAAACAGAAGAACAGCUAAUGUGGCAGCACAUGGAUUUGCCAACCUUUUUGUGCUUGAUAAGAAAGACCUCAAUGACAUCCUGGUUCACUACCCAGAGUCACAGAAAGUUUUGGCCAGAAAGGGAAGGAAACUGAUGAAGGCCAAAGGUCCAGCUGCAGCCAAAGCAGAUGAAGAGAAAAAGAAAGGUCUGGCACUGUUUGGACCCAAGCCUCCAACUCCCAAACUGCUCCGCGCAUUUGGAGGAUUCCACAAAAAAGGAUUCAUGGAUAAACUUAAGCAUGCCACUUCUAAAGAUUGA
Molecule: messenger RNA, 2214 nt
Organism: Colossoma macropomum (tambaqui)
Lineage: Eukaryota; Metazoa; Chordata; Actinopteri; Characiformes; Serrasalmidae
Product: cyclic nucleotide-gated cation channel beta-3-like
Exons: 18
Coding region: 1-2214 (737 amino acids)
Biological process (GO): monoatomic cation transmembrane transport
Cellular component (GO): plasma membrane; photoreceptor outer segment; intracellular cyclic nucleotide activated cation channel complex
Molecular function (GO): intracellularly cGMP-activated cation channel activity; protein-containing complex binding; cGMP binding
Source: RefSeq, a predicted model, not a curated record